GACGGAGGCCCGGCGUUUUCUGCACCGCCAGCUGAGUAAAUCCAGAAAACAAGAAGUAUUUGGCCACACAGUCUUGGCCAGGAAAUCAGGGGCAUCAGAACAGGUGGAUAAAGAAGAUGCUAAUGUUUGACCCAGUCCCUAUCAAGCAAGAAGCCAUGGAUCCUGUUUCAGUGUCAUACCCGUCCAAUUACAUGGACCAGAUGAAGCCAAACAAGUACGGCGUCAUCUAUUCUACACCGAGCAUGUUGCACAACAAAUUCUACUCAAACCCCGAGGGACUAUCAAAUGGAAUCCAGAUGGAGCCAGUUGACCUUACAGUGAACAAACGCAGCUCACCAUCUUCAACUGGAAGUUCUCCUUCACCCCUAAAAUUCCAGACUGUGCAUAGGAGAACUUCACCUGGACUGACUCUGUCGUCACCCAGCUCACCUCUCAGUAAAUUCACACCUUCCCCUCCAGGAGUACAGCCUAUUUCUAUGCCAAUAACAAUCCCACCUGUAAUGGCUGCUGCUCUUUCACGCCAUGGACUGAGAAGCCCUGGAAUACUCCCAGUUAUACAGCCUGUUGUGGUCCAGCCAGUUCCUUUUAUGUAUGCUCCCCAUCUUCAACAGCCCAUCAUGGUGUCCACAGUCCUUGCAGAUGAGAUGGAAACUCCAAGUAGUGUGCCAGUGCCUGUCAUUGAGUCUUAUGAGAAGCCUACACUGAAGAAAACAAUCAAAGUAGAGCCAGGAAGUGAACCAUCAAAGACUGACUUCUAUCCUGAACAACUGUCACCUCCAAUGAUGACCUCGUUGUCUCCCCAGCAAGUAAUGGUGCAAGAGAAUCACCCCUCAGUUAUAGUUCAGCCAGGAAAGAGACCUUUACCUGUGGAAUCUCCAGACACACAAAGAAAACGCAGGAUACAUAGAUGUGAUUAUGAAGGCUGCAACAAAGUCUACACUAAAAGCUCCCAUCUGAAAGCUCACAGAAGAACCCAUACAGGUGAGAAACCCUACAAAUGCACUUGGGAGGGCUGCACGUGGAAGUUUGCUCGUUCCGAUGAACUGACGCGGCAUUUCCGCAAGCACACAGGGAUCAAACCCUUCCAGUGCCCAGACUGUGACCGCAGCUUUUCACGUUCCGACCACCUUGCUCUGCACAGAAAGCGCCACAUGCUCGUCUGAACGUCCUUCUCUCCCUGCCUCCUGUCACACUUUGUUUGG
Messenger RNA from Indicator indicator, 1202 nucleotides. RefSeq names its product KLF transcription factor 3 (gene KLF3). Gene Ontology annotation, biological process: regulation of transcription by RNA polymerase II. Bases 117 to 1163 code for a protein of 348 amino acids. The transcript is spliced from 7 exons. NCBI's taxonomy places the organism in Eukaryota, Metazoa, Chordata, Aves, Piciformes, Indicatoridae. The record is from RefSeq and is a predicted model, not a curated record. Gene Ontology annotation, molecular function: DNA-binding transcription factor activity, RNA polymerase II-specific; RNA polymerase II cis-regulatory region sequence-specific DNA binding.